AUGGGUGACAGGUCAGCGACGGUGGGCUCUGAGGCAGAGUUGGGUGGGCUGAGCAGCGGGCAGGAGGAGGAGGCGCCCGACGACGUCCGCUGCGCCAACUUCAACCAGGACUUCACGUGGGUGCCCACCUGCCUUAGGGAGGCUACUAUAUCCCUGUGUCCUCCCACAGGCACGAGAGGCCAGUGCUGCGUGAGCAACUGCGUGGUGGUGCAGCGCCUCUACGUGUCCUCACUGGUGGCCGUCGUGAGUGAGGACCACCCCAGGAAAUUGUGCCUCAAUCACUUCAAGAAGAACAGCCACAUCUGCUCCUAUACCUACAUCACCAGCAUCCUUAAUGUGCUGCUUAACAGGGAGAGGCUGGUUGUGGUGUGUGAAGACAAGCUCUCCGUGCACGUGGUGAAGGACAUGGAGUUGGUGCACACCAUCACUGACACUCCCCACAACCCCGCGGGGUUAUGCGCCCUCGCCAACUCCCCCACCAACGCCCACCUCGCCUACCCCGCCUCCACCACCCACGGCGUCGUGCAGGUUUUCCACGCCGUCGCCCUGCUGGCGACGGCGUCGGUGAAGGGGACGGUGGUGCGGGUGUUCUCUGUGCUGGGGGAGGCAGCGGGGGAGAAGCUGUGGGAGCUGCGAAGGGGGAUGACCCGCAGCGUGACCAUCCACAGCCUCGCCUUCAGUGGGGACGCCUCCCUCCUGGGGGCCUCCUCCUCCUCCCCCACCGUGCACAUCUUCCGUCUGGCCCCUCCUCCCGCCCCUCC
Hyalella azteca is the source of this 761-nucleotide messenger RNA. Its product is annotated as WD repeat domain phosphoinositide-interacting protein 2-like. Gene Ontology annotation, molecular function: phosphatidylinositol-3,5-bisphosphate binding; protein binding; phosphatidylinositol-3-phosphate binding. Lineage: Eukaryota; Metazoa; Arthropoda; Malacostraca; Amphipoda; Hyalellidae. The transcript has 4 exons. The record is from RefSeq and is a predicted model, not a curated record. Gene Ontology annotation, cellular component: phagophore assembly site membrane; extrinsic component of membrane; cytosol. The annotation marks the transcript as partial. Gene Ontology annotation, biological process: nucleophagy; autophagy of mitochondrion; protein localization to phagophore assembly site.